Molecule: messenger RNA, 744 nt
Organism: Opisthorchis viverrini
Lineage: Eukaryota; Metazoa; Platyhelminthes; Trematoda; Opisthorchiida; Opisthorchiidae
Exons: 5
Coding region: 1-744 (247 amino acids)
Source: RefSeq, a predicted model, not a curated record
AUGAAGGAGAUCAUGAAACGCCUGGGCGCUGUCAGUGCUACUCGCCUUCCAGGAUGGGGAACGCGUGGUCCUCACUGCACUUGCUUGGAGACACUACGAGAUAUGGUCGCCAACCGAUGUCUGUGGUGUUUUUGUUGUCAGUUUCUAUCUAGAUUGCCUGAGGCUUUCAUGAGAGACUCAACUGAAUCUCUCGUUUAUGAUGUUCUACAACUGAAUGUGCUGCACACAGGCCGCCUCAUGUUUCAGUUGGCACGAUAUUCGAGAUAUCGCAGUAUAUUUUCAAGAAACAAACUACUCACAAGGUUGCUGAGAUCUCUUCGACAGCCCACGACCGGUUUCGUCCUUCUGUUUCGAGCUCAUCAGCUAGGCUCAGUCCUCGAGUUUCCACGCCACAUCAGAGGCGGAAAGAAAGACGCAUCAACGGUCAGAUUUGUGCUUGGCGAAUCCCGGAUAGUUCGAUCCACGGACAUUUCGUUGGCGCAUAUUUCCCCUAUGAAACGUUGCAUUUUCGAAUAUUUCAACCAGCUGAAACAUGAGGCGGCCUGGUGCAGAACAUUCAGUUGCUUGGAAACAUCACAAUCGACAGAUUCAGCUGGGUUCCAGACACACAUUCUUAAUUCGUCCCGAGAAAGAGGGUCUCGUAAAGAAUAUAAAAAAACAAUCAACCUAUUGAAGUACACUCAUUUGCAAAAAAAUUGGUUCUGUGGAGGGCUCACCUGGAACCCAGCUGAAUUUCUCGUGUGA